GAAAUGUGUUUAUAAAUAAGAACAAUCACGCAAAACUGUAUUUCUCAUUCACAAAGUCAAGGAUUUUCCCCACAUGGAUUCUCUCUACUUACCUCAGACUUCAUCUUUCAAGGGAGGAAGCGAAUUAUUUCUUCGGGAUGUGUUUGAGAAUAUAUUGAAGACGUACUUGAAGAAGAACCCAACAACGAAAAGGAUAUGGGAACUGGUUCAGUCGGUGGACAAUGAGAAGAUUUGCUACGACCAUUUCACUUUCAUGACACUUAAGAUCGAUGGUUAUGGAAUAGACUCAAUGUCAAGUUUCUUCAUGGAUAAUGGGUAUAAAAUAGGAGGUGGUCUUGAUUUUCCAAAUAAGAACCUGCGAGGUCUCUGGUUUUCUCCUCCCGAUAUUAACAUCCCUGAGGAUGGCCACGGCCUAAGCAAUGGACCCUUACCCCGACUUGUUAUGGGAGAGAUUCUUGUGGACGAAUUGAGCCCUGCAUCACAGGAAAUAAUAAGGAAGUAUCUGAAACCAGCAGGAGGCAAGCAAGCCCUUCUGUCAAGUAUUCUUGGGUCCUUAAUAUGGGAGAAGCCAACAUGGAGCGAAUUUAAGCAAAUUGCCGUAGAAAACGAAUUGGCGGCUUGGGCGUUCAUCAACGGCUACACAAUGAAUCAUCUGGCGUUCGCUGUUCAUCGACUUAAGCACCGUUUCAGUGACAUCAAUUGCAUCAUACAGUAUCUAGAGGAAAAUGGAUUUGAUCUCAACCAGGACGGAGGAGUUCUGAAAGUGAGUACUGAUGGGCUACUGAUGCAAGUGUCGUCACUCUCGGAGCAGCUUCCGGUAGAAUUUUCAGGCGGUGUAGUCAAAUCGGUCCCUGCUUCAUACAUUGAGUUCACUGAACGUCUUGUUUUGCCACAGUUCAAAGAUCUGCCUCAUGAUCAGAUUAAAGAGAUCCAUAGACGUGAAGACUUUGCGCUCAAUAACGCGGACAACAUUUUAGGAAGCUCCCGUUUUACGUCAGAUGUUUAGAAUCACUUUGGUUUGGUCCAAUCCUGUAUGAAACAAAAGAGUAUUAAGUACUAUAUAUGUUCACUCUGUGUGCCUUUCUUCUCUAUGAAAACGUGAGUCUCGUGUUGAGUAAUGAUUACUCAUAAGUUUAGUUACAUACUAGGUAGUAACCCGCGCCUUGCGCGGAAUGAGAUGGUUAGAGCAGCAAUUUUUUUGAAAAUAUUAGAAAGUAUAUAUAUGUAGUUUGGAA
This is a messenger RNA of Raphanus sativus (radish), 1235 nucleotides long. RefSeq lists its product as uncharacterized. The record is from RefSeq and is a predicted model, not a curated record. The coding region runs from base 74 to 1006 and encodes 310 amino acids. The transcript has 7 exons. Gene Ontology annotation, molecular function: oxidoreductase activity. NCBI's taxonomy places the organism in Eukaryota, Viridiplantae, Streptophyta, Magnoliopsida, Brassicales, Brassicaceae.